Molecule: messenger RNA, 2214 nt
Organism: Equus quagga
Lineage: Eukaryota; Metazoa; Chordata; Mammalia; Perissodactyla; Equidae
Exons: 2
Coding region: 7-2214 (735 amino acids)
Source: RefSeq, a predicted model, not a curated record
AGUCUUAUGGAACUGUGUUUGCCUGAAUCACAGGAUAUGAUUACUUCUUCCUUCUCCUCCAUUUUUGUGGCUCAGGAGCCUGCUCUACCCUGUUGUGACUGUAAGAAGGCAAAACAUUCUACUGACCACAGCAUCUCUUCUGGAUCAUCAUGCAACAACUCCAGGCUGUCUCACCGUUCUGUUUUUUCUGAAAGAACAACCUGGCAAUUCCGGAGACAUAGUUUACCUAUUUUCCCCCAAAAGCAACCUUCUGUGUUCAGGAACCUAGGCACAUCCCUGCCUCCUUUUCAACUCUCAGAGCUUGAGAAGUCAAAACUAUCUCAGAAUUUGGCAACUCUUUCACUCUUAAGACCUCAAAGCUCUUUUAUCAACUCUGUUUUUGAAUCCCCAGAUCUCUGCAAACAACAAGGGAAAACAAAAGAUGAGAGAAGGAGCAAGAGUCAUUUGACAUCAGAUCAUGGGCCAAAUUCUAUUUUCAAGGAGAGACCGCAGUUCCCAGAGAGGGCUCCAAUCCAGCUCUCUCCUUUGGCUAGGUUGGAGUUAGAGGGACAUAUGGCUUGGAAGGUUUGUACUUUGCAGGAACAAACAGUUCCUCCGCCUGUGAGGGAAUCAUGGGCAAUGCUGAAUUAUUUAAUUGAGGUACAAGGAAGAGUCCCUGAACCAGAGAAACCCCAAAUCCAGUUAUCUAUGCCCAUUCAUCAACGCACUGAGCAAAAUAUCAACAAUAAAUCCCCAGGCUUUCCAUCAUUUCAGCUUCAUGUGGACACUGGAGUGGAAUCUGGAUUAAAUAGAACAGAAACAAAAAUUUCACAGUCAGUUAACCCAGGUAAGCAGUCACAACCUGGGGAUGGCCCCCAAAUCCUUGGAUCCAGGCCCUCAGUUACACCAAUGGGCACUCCACCUCCCAAAAGUUUAGGAGUUGACAAAAUUCAAAAGGAAACCACUUUACUGCAAAAGGACCCAAAACAUGUGCUAGAGCUUAGUAUAGAGCAGAGGGUCAUAGGUCUUCCAGAAAAAAGGGUACAGCAGCAUAAGACCCAAGUGACUAAUGUGGAAUUAACCCCAAGGGUACCAUAUCAAGUCACAGAUAGCAUAAAAAUAACUCCAUUGGCAUUACUUCAAGUCAUGGAUUCAAUGGGGAUGAUCCCAGAAUCACAUACAGAAGUGAUAGAAUCUAUAGGUUUGUUCCCAUGGUCACCAAAUGAAGUUGUGAAACCAAUGGAAGCCAUGGAAACAGUGAGUGUAAGCCCCAAACCACCAAAUCAAGUUAUUGAAUCAGUGGAGGUAACCCCAAGACCUCAGCAUCAAAUUAUGAAAUCAAAGAAGAUGACCUCAAGAUCACCGAAUCAAGUCACAGAUAAUGUGAAGGUAACUCCUGUGGGAUUACUUCAAGUCAUGGAUUCUAUGGGGAUGAUUAAAAAAUCACAUCCACACAUCACAGAGUCAGUGGGAAUGACCCCAAGGCCACAAUCUCAAGUCAUGGAGUCAGUGAAAAUGAAGACAUUGUUGGGCCAUCAAGUCAUACAACGAGAAAAGAUGAGUCCAAGGCCACAACGUGCAGUCAUGGAAACUAUAACACCAGGGCCACAGCACAAAGUUAUGCAAUCAGCGGGCACAACCUCAAGGCCACAAAGUCAAGUCAUAGAUCCACUGAAGAUUACUCCAGGGCCAAUAAGCCAAAACACAAAAUCAUUGGAAAUUAUCUCCAGGCCAUUGCAUCAAGUCAUGGAUUACAUGAAAGUAACUCCAGUGGCACUAUUACAAACCAUGGAUUGCAUGGGAAUAAUUCCACCAGCACAUGUUAUAGAAUCUGGGGGUUUGAUCCAAAAUGCACAGUCUCAAAUUGCAAAUUUAACCCCAAGGGCAACUCAACCAGAUGGUAAUCCCAAUAUCAGUGGAGUUACCCAUGGGAAUGACCACAGCACCACAGUCACAAGUUGUAGAAACUCAAGAUUUGACCCCAAGGCCAAUAUCUCAAGUCAAAGAAUCUCUGGAGUUGUCAACUCCUGGGUCAUGGAUUCAAAUGCUAGGCUCUGUAGGGAUGACUCCACAACCACAUCAUCAAGGCACAGAAUCUAUGGCAUUAACCCCAGGGCCACCUCAUCAAGUCAUGGAAUCUUCAAGGUUGACCUCAUGGCAUCAAACCCUGGAAUAUUCAGAGAUGAGCCCAAGGCAAAGCCAUCAAGUUAUAGAAACUAUGGGAUUGACCUCUGA